UCACGGAGAAUGUCGCCAAUUCACCUCAGUUGUAGACAUGGCAGCACUCAGACAGGAGCAUCGGUAUGGGCUCUCUUGUGGAAAAAUCAACAAAAACGUUCCAAAUAAAACUCUAUAUCACGUCAAGUUAACAGAUACCGCAAUUCGAACGUUAGAAGCUUAUCAGAAUCUAAAGGGAUCCUUACCAAAUCAGCCAGCAAUUUGCUUCAAGGGGAGCCAGGGGUACAUCAAGAUACCUGGCUCGUCCCCAGAGGCCCCGGAGGCACUGCGAGUCUUCUCCUUCUACCUGUCCAGUGACAGCAAGGACAAACCUCAGGCCAGCUUUGACUGCAUCCACCAGUAUGUCUCAGGGGAGGGCAGGGAGCACCUGGAGGGCCAGGGGAGUAUUCAGGACAAGAUCACUGUUUGUGCCACUGAUGACUCAUACCAGAUGACCCGGGAGCGCAUGUCUCAGGUGGAGAAGGACAUCAUGAGCAGGUCAGCCAUCGAGAUCAAGCCAGGCUCCACUCAUGGUAAAUGUGUGAAGAUUCAAAGGAAGCAGAGUCUGUCGUCAGGCAUGGACAGCAGCAGCAACAAGCACUCCCCCAGCAACAAGAGGAGCGGGGCUCCCAGCUCAGUGGCCCUAAGGCCCCUGAAAGACCGCAUAAUCCACGUCCUAGCCUUAAAGCCCUAUAGGAAGCCUGAGCUAUUGUUGUGGCUAGAGCGGGAGAGGGCCAGUCCAAAGGACAAGACUGACUUGGGAACCGUACUGGAUGAGGUUGCUAAACUGAACCUUAAAGACCACAGCUUUACUCUGAAGGAUGAGUUUUACAGACACAUACAGAAGGAUUGGCCCGGCUACCUAGAGGAGGAGAAGCAGCUCAUCCAAAGACUCCUGUCUAGGAAACUGCAGCCACUGAGCAGCAGUAGCCAGUUGAAGAGUUUCCAGUCAAACCAUUCAUUCCACAAAACCCAAGGGGAUUCUCCGUCACAACUCAGCCCGGUCAAGACUCCUUCUGUGAAACGCACCAUGCCCUCUGACCAAUCUGACUGUCAGACCCCAAAGAAGCAAAGACUAUUAGAUCAUAGUUUACCUCUGCAGUCUCCUUCCAAUGGACAUCUCGGUCCCACUUUACCUCGCAGCUCAUCUGGUCCAGGCAGCACCAGCGUACAGACAAAAACCGAGUUUGAGAGAACCAACAAUCACGUCCAGGGAAGCCCUAAUGGUCUCUACACACGACACAAACUGGGAGGCUCCUCCAAUAUUCCCCAACAGGAUAGGACCGAACUGGUACCAGUAGUACCAAGCCCCAAGGCCCCACUGAUUGAGCCAUCCAUGUGCACUGAAAAGCAGCUAGCCAGUGGCCAGCACAAAAAGAAGAAGUCCAAAAAGCACAAAGACAAAGAACGGGAGCGCUUAAAACAAGACUGGAUAGAGACCAGUCCCGACUUGAAGCAGAACCAGGAAAAUCUCAAUGACCACGAAGGGGCUAAAACACCUGUCACUCGAACCUCACCGGAGGAGUUACCUGACUAUUUAAUAAAGUACAACACUAUCACAGCGUCAGAGCAGCGGCAGCAGUACAAGGAGGAUUUCUGUGCAGAGUAUGAUGAGUACAGAGCUCUGCAUGAUCGGAUUGGUACUAUCACAGAGAUGUUUGUUCAGCUAGGCUCCAAGAUCAACACUCUGUCCCCCGGUACACAGGAAUACAAGGUCAUGGAGGAGCAAAUCCUGGAGAAAUACAGAAAGUAUAAGAAAAAGUUCCCUGGUUACCGGGAAGAGAAGAAGCGAUGCGAGUACCUGCAUCAAAAACUGUCCCACAUCAAAGGUCUGAUACUGGACUAUGACCAUACACAGACCCCUUCAUAGUGAAGGGCCUGCACUCUGCCCCAGGGGGACACUGUCAGUGGACCAAACAACCGGCCAACCAAGCCUGGGUGUUAAGGACCUGGAAUCACAUAAUGAAUCACACAUUCACUUUACUCCUCCCAAUGUUGAUGGAAGAGAGGAGCCAAGUUCUCUUAUAUGAGGUGGGCAAAGACCACUGACUUGUGAUCAAAUAAUGCCCUUUAAUAUUUUCAUUUUUGAGGACAAGCAUUGUAAUGGCUGGAAAUUGUGCCGUAUAAAUGGUGAAAUGACAUGGUUUAAGCCAAAUAAUUUUCUACCCAUAAUGCUAAAUGUACAUGAACUUUUCUGCCCAAUGCUUUUAAGGUUAGGCCUAUUGCCAUAACUACAGGGAAAUAGUAGUUUGACGGUACAAUCAUAUGGACAGAUGAGAAUAAAUGCUCUUCAGACCCAGUCUUCUAACCAUGCAACAGUAUAUAUAAGUAACCAGUACAAUUUGUGGUUUGCUGUUUCACUGAAUGUAUAGAUGUAAACUAACAAGAUCUCGAUUCCUAUAGAAAAGGGUUGUAAUCACUGGAUUAAGAUUAGGGAAAGACUGAGGAUAAUUAGUGUUCUGUGGAAAUAUUUUCAACCUCAACAAAAAGGAGUAACACUAAAUGACACAAUCAUCGCUAAACUUAAUGACAGUCAGUGCAAUGAUUUGGACACCCCAAUCAAACAUCCUGUACGUCUGAAUCUGACCCAAAUGUUACAAUGUCUAUAAUCCUAUUUGAAAUAAUUGAGGAAUUAUGCUUCAUCAAGUUAGGGCCAUUGGAAUGGAAACAACUGCCCCGUCUGGUCCAGAAAAUCUUAGAGAAUUUGACAUUUGUAGGUUAGAGGAACGUGCCAUCAUUGUUAUAUAGUAUAUUUCUGUGAUUCUGUUUAAACCACUACAUUAUUGAAAGAACGCUAAUCUAAAAAUAUCAAACCCCAAAAGCACAUUUCGUGUAAUAGAUAUUUAGAGAUUGGCAUUCUAUUACCUACUUCUCCUGGAUACAUUAUUCUCACUAGUUAAGCCAGUAUUUUCUAACAUUUAAAAAUCAUACAUUAUUAAUUCAUUGUAUUACUUUGCUCAAUAGUCUAUUACUUUUGUGAGACUGGGUGAAAUGCAUAAGCAAUUUCGAAGCUUGUAUAAAUGUAUUCUCAGUGCAACAAAAAAACCUAGGAUUGCUUCCAUGCAGUCAUGAAGUGCAAUGCUUAAAAGCUUCUGGUGUUGGCUCAACAUGGUUUUAGGGCUCAGAAAUAAGAUUCUGUGUUGUACAUCACAGAUGAAUAAUAAUUCAAAUGAGAUCUCUUUAGAUUUAUUUCCUGAUUUGCUGUUGACAAUGCAUUGUAGGAGAUGUCUGUGAUAACUGGUGGUAACAUUGUAUUUCAUGGAGUUGCAGUAGCAGUUCAGUAGAUUUCACCCCUGCGAACAGUGAUUGCCAAAAUGGGACCAUUAUUUUGUAUUUUCAUUUUGAAAUAGUGAAUGUUCCAUUCCAACAUUGGGCUACUGGAUGUGUUGGUGUGCAGUAGAUGCCUUUAAACAAAACUGGACCAUAUUAACUUAACUUCUCUGGAUGUACCUGGGAUUUUACAUAGUUCUCUUCAAUCUGUGGGUUGAAGAUACAGUAUUGCGAUCAAUGUGACUGUCAAUACACUAUCUUGCUACUUAAUUCGUGUCUUAAGAUGGGUGUAAACAGGAAGUUCAUUUUGCCUUAACGUACCCAUCAUACAUUUUCAUGUCAAUGAUAUUUACAUAAUCUCUUUUUUCCAAUCUGCACAGUUUAAUUAAAUGUUUCAGGAUUAUGUAUUUUAGUUGGUUUAUUUUUAGGUUGAAGGAAAUGCUGAAUUUAAGUUAAUAGAUGUUUGCAGUACAGUGAGUUAUGUCUGAGCAUCUUUUAAGUGUUACAUAAAAAUGUUGGUGUAUUUCUCCUCUACCAUGAGAUUUAAUUCUUUUGUGUUUGUCAUCGGUUACUUUUCUGUUUAUUUCCCCGCAUUCUUAAGAGUGGUCUGUGGAUACAUGUUUGAUAAUCAUGAACAGAGUAGAAAAAUAACUGACUAUGUUAAGGACCUUUUCUCAUCCAACCCCAAAUCACCUGGUUCUAGAGCUACGUUAUAUAAGUGUCUGAAAGGUCUUUCCGAAGUGCUCGACUCAUCCUGGACACGUACACACAGAAGAGGUCUUUAUCCUGUCACGUGUUGGUUUAUUGUUUGCUACUGUGGUAUUGUGGAAAGCAUAUAAGACUAGCACACACCAGUGUCUCCUACCCUGUUUAUAUCUUGUUUCAAAAUGCAGGCUUGGUCCUGACCUUUCCAUAUCCGGAUUGUGCCCACAUCUUUUGUGGAAAUAAUUCAAAUACAUUUUGCUGUCUAAUUGGGAUCAGCUGUUAUGCGCUUAAAAAGAUUACAACAGGGUGAGAUCAGGACACGCUGGGUAUGAAGGGCGCAUGCAAACAGCAAGGUAUGAACAGGAUUUCACUGUGCAUUAUAUAGAGGCUGUUCACCUGAAUACGUGCUUAUUGUGAGAUAUGCAGGAGUUAGGAAGGUGCCUUCGAACAGCUGAGUCACAUUGGCUUUUACAUACAUUUUCAUAAUUCACUUGCCUGACCUGCAACUGAAACAAAAUGCACAAAAUGACUGGUCCCGUAAUUGUAUUUUUCAUGUGUUGUCCUAUAGCUGAGGCUAAAAGUCCUGGUUAAGACACCCACAAUGUGCAUACUGCUUGCAAAUCAAACAACUCUCGGAUUCUAAGGUAAUUGUGUUGCUUUUGCUGGUUUACUUUGUUGAUGCUCAAUUAAAUGUCUCAAAUGUGAAAUGGAAUCUCUUGUCCGGUAUAAAUCCCUGCAGUUUGUCUACAUGAGAACACAUUUAUGUAACUAUUUAUUGCUUUCCAUGUUUCCUUUUUUGUUAGUUCCUCCUUUGCACAUCUCCUGUCUAUUCAAGGCAGACAAGAAGCCUCUACUUGGUGAAAAGGAAAAUAUAUUUUUCUUUAGCAGGGAAUGCUUUAUCACCAGCUCUUCCACUAGAAACAGCCUACAACUGUAAAAUUGUCUCUAAAAAUAAAGAAUAAAGCUGUUUAUCAAAAAUA
Esox lucius (northern pike) is the source of this 4934-nucleotide messenger RNA. Its product is annotated as RNA polymerase II elongation factor ELL2. Gene Ontology annotation, biological process: transcription elongation by RNA polymerase II; snRNA transcription by RNA polymerase II; positive regulation of transcription elongation by RNA polymerase II. Bases 38 to 1849 code for a protein of 603 amino acids. The transcript has 12 exons. Gene Ontology annotation, cellular component: transcription elongation factor complex. The record is from RefSeq and is a predicted model, not a curated record. Lineage: Eukaryota; Metazoa; Chordata; Actinopteri; Esociformes; Esocidae. Gene Ontology annotation, molecular function: cis-regulatory region sequence-specific DNA binding.